Molecule: messenger RNA, 21335 nt
Organism: Coregonus sp. 'balchen'
Lineage: Eukaryota; Metazoa; Chordata; Actinopteri; Salmoniformes; Salmonidae
Source: the annotation of a GenBank genome assembly
AUGGAGCUGCUUUGCCUCGAAAUGGACACCAUCAUAAGAGCUCGUCCUGAUCCGAAUCUUCUGUGUGAUGACAGGGUAUUACAAAGCCUGUUGACCAUUGAAGAACGUUUUCUUCCACAAUGUUCUUAUUUCAAGUGCGUUCAGAAAGAUAUUCAGCCAUUUAUGAGGAGGAUGGUUGCGACUUGGAUGCUGGAGGUUUGUACGGAAACACUUAAACUCUGUAGGCUAUUUCCGUGCCUACGACUCAUCUCAAAACACAAAAAUCUGACUUUUCAUUGUCACUUUGUCAGGUUUGCAUGGUGUGAGAAAGAGGGUUGCAUAUCACAUUGCCGAAUAGACAAUCCUGAUGGCAUAUAAUCAGCUACUCGUAUUUAUAUGAUUUUAUUAUCUGUAGCAUAUUUGAACCAGGUCACCGACGAUUAUGUCUGAGAUACAUAGACAUGUGGUUACAGUGGUGUAUAUCACCAGAUAAAGCUUUUCUUUGCAUAUGUCUGAUCUAGGAAAGGUGCCCAGGAUUAUUUUGUUAUGUUUAAGAUUGCCUAAAUAUUUCCAUGCACACGUAUGCAGUUAAUCCUUGCCCUAUUCUAGCCUAUAUUCUAACGCCAUGUUGGUUUUUAUAGGAACUGUUGCAGUUUUUCUGACGAUUUUACAGUGUCAUAAACGCUAUAACAGCAGUUGAAACGUGUCAGAAAUGAAAGAGCAGUGUCUAAACUACAUAGUCAUCAUUGAAAUAUUUAGCAAACAUGUUCUAUUUAUUUUUUAAAUAUCGGAUGGCGGAAGGGGCGCGGGCCUAUCUGUCCGUCUGGUCUCCACAUUGAAAUCCGUCACCCAGGAAUUAAGUUAGAUUUUUUGUACUUUGUUUGACAUAAUCAGUUGGGAAGGGUCUAAAAAGAAACUCGACCGUCUGAGCUUUAUUUUCAUGUAAGAGUUAUUUGACUAGGAUUCAUGAAAGAUUUUAUAUUAAUUUUGGAAAAAAUAUUUCGAUCUGGCGGUGACGCACUCGAGAGCAACCACAUGCUACUUCGUAUUAUAUUUGACAAUUAUUUCGCAUUUAACUUCAAAUGGCAUGUUUAUCAAUUGUCGGGUCUGAUGUGAAAGACAUUGGUGUUCAUUACGAUGCGAAAAUGGUAGAUGUAGACAAUUUAUUAAUAUUUUUAAAUAUUUUAUGAAAAUAUGACGAAGGAAAAAAAUAGUUUCCGUAUAGGCUACUGUGGUGCUUGGGUAUUUUUUGGCUGGGGUGAUUGUGACUUGAAUUCAUUUCUUACUGAUUGAACUGAAGGAAUGCGAGUGUAUUGACAGCCUGUUGACAGACCUUUUUCAAACAUGGAAAAUAAUAAAUUUAGAAUGUAUUGAUGAUGUCGCAACAAACAACUCUGGGCUGGGCUCAAUUCUUGGCCAGGUCCCAAAGGGUUUCAAAGAAUGGAUAUGCAUAUCUGGCUAUUACAUUAUUUCCUUGAUUUCGUUAUCAUUUUAAUGUUUCACAUGUAUUUAACACAUUUUAGGUAAUUGAAAUAACUGGAAUUUGAUGAUGCCAAAUGCUGCACAUUGUCACAAGUCGCCUCUCUCUCUAGGUUUGUGAAGAACAGAAGUGUGAGGAAGAAGUUUUUCCCUUGGCGAUGAACUACUUGGACAGAUUUUUAGCCGUGGUUCCAACCAGAAAGUGUAAUCUGCAACUUCUUGGAGCAGUUUGCAUGUUCCUUGCAUCCAAACUGAAAGAAACUCGUCCAUUAACUGCAGAGAAACUCUGCAUCUACACAGAUAACUCAAUCAGACCACAGGAGUUGCUGGUAAGCAGUUGGUUUCUGCCAAUACAAUUAUUCAAUUUCAGAUUGUUAUUAUGACGUUGUCAACAUGUAUAUGAAACUCAUAGCUAAUUGUUAAUGUAAUCAAUGCUUAUGCUACGAGCCAUACCUCAAAAGCCACCUACAUAUAUAUUUGUAAUAUUUAUUCCUAUUAUUUUGUAGGAAAAAUAUUUUUGGCCUAUUUACAUGCAGAAUCUAAUUCAUGGAGAUCAUCAGCAAACCUAGAUUCAUCAGCAAACCUAGAUUCCAUGUAAAUCAAUUGUUUAUCUGACCAUUUUUGGGCCCAUCACUGUAGGACCCAGAGUGCUUUGUCCCCCAAGAGCUCUGUAAUAUUGGACUGUACAGUAGGUUUUUGUACAGUGGUCUCCAUCGCCAUCUAGUGGCAAGAAUUUGCAGUAGAUCGAGGUCAGUGUUGAACUGAAGCCAAGGUUUGGAUCCAAGGAGUGAGUGAUCUUUAGAGGCUGUAGUCUACAGAGAGGAAGUCUCACAUUUUGAUGGUCCUGGCAAACACAGUUUUGUCUUUGACCUCAAAACUUUGCUUCACUCAAGGUUUAACCUAGAUGUCCUCACAGAAUGGACAAUGUUACUGUUUUUUGUAGAUCCUGCUUGAAAAAGCACAUUUUCUAACGUGGGAGAAUAAAGAUGUUUAUUACAUGCAUACAAUACUUUUUACAUUACAAUUCGGCAUCAGAUUUGUUCACUGAUUAGAUGACUUGGCUGAAGGUGCUCACAACAAGGUUUCACUUGCCUUGGUUAGGGUUAUUUCUGCAGUCCUUGGUACCCUAAAGUUAGAGCCCUUGGCAAGGUCAUAGGGUCAUGGUGGAUCAGACGUACCAGUUGUUAGAUAGUUCACCCCCAAGUGGUGUAGGUGAACAUUUAAAUAGUCUGUUUUUCACAUCAGAAAAGUAUUUCCUCUGCGACGCUACAUAAACAUAAUUUAAUAAACAACAGUGAAUCCCACUCAUGUUGUGAAAUAAGUCACAUAUGAUUCAGCCGUGGAGACUGAGAGCUCGGGGCCUGCCUGGGCCUGGCCUGGCUCCUCGGUUGAUGGCUGCAGCCAGCGGCAAUGUUAAUUUAGAUGGGGUGCUGCUGAUCCCAAUGCUUUGUUACUAAGUAGGUAUGGGCUGGAGAGGCCAGCCACUCCCUGUGAUGACAGCUCCUGGACCAGUUUAUUGGCUAGGUGAGACAACCUCAGCAACUAUCUCAAAUCAAAUCAAAUCAAAUGUUAUUUGUCACAUACACGUGUUUAGCAGAUGUGUAGCGAAAUGUUUGUGCUUCUAGCUCCGACAGUGCAGUCAUAUCUAACAAUUUCACAACAUAUACCCAAUACACACAAAAAAGUAAGGAAUGGGAUUUAAGAAUAUAUACAUAUAUGGACAAGCAAUGACAGAGUGGCAUGGACUAAGAUACAGUAGAUAUUAUAGAAUAGAAUGCAGUAUAUACAUAUGAGAUGAGUAGUGCAAGAUAUAUAAACAUUAUUAAAGUGACUAGUGUUCAAUUUCUUAAAGUGGCCAGUGAUUUCAAUAGGCAGCAGCAGCCUCUAAUGUGCUAGUGAUGGCUAUUUAACAGUCUGAUGGCCUUGAGAUAGAAGCUGUUUUUCAUUCUCUCGGUCCCAGCUUUGAUGCACCUGUACUGACCUCGCCUUCUGGAUGAUAGCGGGGUGAACAGGCAGUGGCUCGGGUGGUUGAUGUCCUUGAUGAUCUUUUUGACCUUCCUGUGACAUCGGGUGCUGUAUGUGUCUUGGAGGACGGGUAGUUUGACCCCGGUAAUGCGUUCGGCAGACCGCACCACCCUCUGGAGAGAGCCCUGCGGUUGUGGGCGGUGCAGUUGCCGUACCAGGCGGUGAUACAGCCCGACAGGAUGCUCUCAAUUGUGCAUUGGUUAACAUUGUAUUACAUGCUGACAGAAGCAGGAUCAACAUCAGGUGAAGCACUACCUUUAGCUGGGAACCGGGCUGGACUGGGCAGGGCUGUAUCCACCAAUACUCAUGUUGUUUAGGCCUGGGUGAGAGGAGAAGUGGUGCACCCUGUCCUUGAGAUGGUUUCAUGAGGCCUGCCUGGGUGUGUUCACAGCCAGCUUCUCUAUAAGGCAGUAUUUUGGCUCACAAAUAGGCACAGGAAACAGGAGAUCAGCUGCUCAGCCCAUGUGAUAGUGUUUUGUCCCCAUCUUUGGUAACAAUUUCUUGUAAAAUAAACCACAAUGUCACCCAGAAGGUGUGACCGGAAGCACUUGCAGAAGGAAGUGGGUGCCUGCAUGGAGGGUGUGUUGCAAAGUUAUCUCUCUCUCUCUGUCUCUCUCUCUCUCUCUCUCUCUCUCUCUCUCUCUCUCUCUCUCUCUCUCUCUGUCUGUCUGUCUGUCUGUCUGUCUAUCUCUGUCUGUCUGUCUGUCUGUCGGUCUGUCUGUCGGUCUGUCGGUCUGUCUGAUAGACAGGGAAACACUGUGGAGUGAGGACAAGAGUUAGGUCAUAGUCAGGGCCAUCUAUCUAUACAAUUCCUAAUUGAUUCCUUGAAUUCUAACCGCAGAAUCAAAUCUGUGGUAUUGUUAAGAAGUGACACACUGAACCUUAGCAGUUUGCAAUCGUUCUAUGUAAAUUGAUAGGGAAACACAACACCCUGUGAAACUGAAGUGGGGAUAUCAUAGGGAUGUAUCAUCUGGAUGUUAAGUGCCGCUUGCGCCAUCCAGUGUGUGGUCCCCUUUCAGAGGAGAGGAGAGAUACAGUUCACCUGAGAUUGGGAAUAAAAUGUAGUCAUCGGUCCAGAGUUACCGUGUCAUGGAGCUCUGAGAGCAGUUAAUGGCUGCCACAUUGGACCGGUGUCAUCUCAUGACUAAGAACCAUGUGGCUCUCUGAAGGGGAAAUCACUAGCUCCCAGUCACAAGGACAGUCCGAACCACACAAUUCCUCCCAAAUUAGUCACCAGCUCAUUCCGUUACUCACCCUUUCUUCUCUAAGAAACGAGGGCAACCAUACAACUCAAACAUAAGCUCCCCCCCCCCCCCCCCCAAGAAAAAUAAAACCAUGUAAGUUAAGCUAGGCCUAAAUGUAAUUAUACUUAUAGACAUUGGGAAAGGGCAGUUGAGGCUACAGCGCACAGUUGAACAAGUUAAAGUUGAUUAGGUCUGGUGAAUCUGUCGUUUAUAGUUAAGCUAAUUAUUUUAUUCAAAGCCUCUCCUUUUAUGCUGUUCAUGUCAAACAUUAGGUAUACAGUUGUUUUGUCUGUGUGCCAGGUGAGCUGUAAAUCGUUGUAAAUUAGCUCAGUUUGGCAUUUGUUUAACAUUAUCGAAUACAGAGCCAGCGGCAAUGUGCAUUUAGAUGGGGUGUGUCACGAUCGUCGACUGAAGACACGGACCAAGGCGCAGCGUGAUAAGCGUACAUACUUUAAUUGUACUUACACGAACAAAAACAACAAACAAACGAUACGUGAAGUCCUAGGUUAUACACAACAAACCAAACGGAACAAGAUCCCACAAAUAAACUGGUGCCAACAGGCUGCCUAAGUAUGGUCCCCAAUCAGAGACAACGAGCUACAGCUGUCUCUGAUUGGGAACCACCCUGGCCAACAUAGAUCAACACGAUCUAGAAACAAAAACAUAGAAAACAAAACAUAGAAAAUCCACACCCUGGCUCAACAUAUAAGAGUCCCCAGAGCCAGGGCGUGACAGUACCCCCCCCCCAAAGGCGCGGACUGCGACCGCGCCCCACAAACACAAGAGGGUAGGGGCCGGGUGGGCAUUCCGCCUCGGAGGCGGAUCCGGCUCCGGGCGUGACCACCACUCUCUCUCCACCCCCCCGUUGUGCCCCUGAUCUGGUCUGGCCCCGCUGGCCGGAGCUGGACUGGACACCGGUGGAGCGGAUUGCUCUGGCUCCGGAGUGGAGCAGCUGACCGGUGCCGGACCAGGCACCGGUGGAACAGGCACGGGCCGUGCCGGACUGGACACACGCACCACUGGCUUGGUGCGGGGAGCAGGAACGGGCCGGACCGGGCUGACGACGCGCACCACUGGCUUGGUGCGGGGAGCAGGAACGAGCCGGACCGGGCUGACGACGCGCACCACUGGCUUGGUGCGGUGAGCAGGAACGGGCCGGACCGGGCUGACGACGCGCACCACUGGCUUGGUGCGGGGAGCAGGAACGGGCCGGACCGGCCUGACGACGCGCACCACUGGCUUGGUGCGGGGAGCAGGAACAGGCCGGACCGGGCUGGCGACGCGCACCACAGGCUUGGUGCGAGGACCAGGAACAGGCCGGACCGGGCUGGCGACGUGCACCACAGGCUUGGUGCGAGGGACAGGAACAGGCCGGACCGGGCUGGCGACGCGCACCACUGGCUUGGUGCGGGGAGCAGGAACAGGCCGGACCGGGCUGGCGACGCGCACCACUGCCUUGGUGCGAGGGGCAGGAACAGGCCGGACCGGGCUGGCGACGCGCACCACAGGCUUGGUGCGAGGGACAGGAACAGGCCGGACCGGGCUGGCGACGCGCACCACAGGCUUGGUGCGAGGGACAGGAACAGGCCGGACCGGGCUGGCGACGCGCACCACAGGCUUAGUGCGGGGAGCAGGAACGGGCCGGAUCGUACUGGGAACACACACCACUGGCCUUGUGCAGGAAUCAGGAACGGGCCGGACCGGACUGGUGACACACACCACUUGCUUGGUGCGAGGAGCGGGACUGGGUUUCCUUCUAAACCUCCGCUCCCUCUGCUGCCUAACCAGUUCCUCUCGCCGUGCCUCUACACUCUCCCUCUCCCUCAUGACCAAUAGCCCCCGUAACCUGGUGGCCUCCUCUCCUAGUCCGCAGAUUCGCCCUGUUGCUGCCUCCUGCUGCCCCGUCAUCCACGCCGUGUGCCCCCCCCCCCAAAAAUGUUCUUGGGGUUGCCCCUCGCGUGUCCGUCGUCGGCGCGAUUGGCGCCGUUUCUCCUCUCCUGCCUGGGCAUUUACAUUUGCCCAUGGCCCUCUGCCCGCGAAGAUCUCCUCCCAAGACCACCAUUUGCCCACCUGCGACAUCGCCAUCUUCUCCUCCUGGGCACGCUGCUUGGUCCUCUUAUGGUGGGAUCUUCUGUCCACAAGGUUUGUUUUGUAUUAACCUAGGACUUCACGUAUCGUUUUGUUUGUUGUUUUGUCGUUAAGUACGUUAAUAAAAAAAUUUACGCUUAUCACGCUGCGCCUUGGUCCGUGUCUUCAGUCGACGAUCGUGACAGGGUGUAAUGAAUUGCUAGGUGCCCAAAGUAGCAAAGCAGGCCAUAACUGUGGUAAAAUGUAAUGGCUUCCAACAGGUCAUGUAGAAGGUCAAACUAUGCUAUCCUGUGCUAACCUAUUUGCUCUGCGUUUUGUCAUGCAUUUGUACAUGUAAAAUUGAUACUGUGUAAUUCAUUCUGCAUAGAUCGUUGACCAAAAGGUCAGCCAUAUAGCUAGGAACCCAUUCAUUGCCUCUGUUGGCUUGAGCAUGUUAGUGAGAGCUAGUCUCAGAGUCCCCGUCCAACCCCCCUCCACCCCAAUCCAAUACCCAGACCUCUCAGGUCUCUCCUGAGGAAAGUCCCAGAUGCCAGACGACUAGACGAUGUCGUGAGGUCACCUGCGUUCGUGUGUCAGAGCUGCUGUUGCCUCAGCCAGCCUGCGUUGCUCUUUCCUAGCCAGGGAGAGUAAUAUAAUAGCAAUCUUUCUCUUCUCAACCACUCCACCCUCUGUGCUGUGUAGGCCAGGGUAGGCUCACACAGGCACAGAGACAGCCUGCCACAAACAGUACAGCCUCCUCGGGCCUGGCUCGGUCUCAGCUAGGGUGGUGCCAUGGAUAUACAGAAUGUUUAGCCUAAUAGCCUCUAACAUCCUAACACAGUCUCUCUCUCUCUCUCUCUCUCUCUCUCUCUCUCUCUCUCUCUCUCUCUCUCUCUCUCUCUCACUUUCUGUUUUAGGAGUGGGAGCUGGUGGUGCUGGGGAAGUUGAAGUGGAACCUGGCGGCUGUCACUCCAAAUGACUUCAUAGAACACAUUGUGAGGAAGCUGCCGUUGCCCGAGGAGAAGUUAGUGCUGAUACGCAAACACGUGCAGACCUUCAUCGCCCUCUGUGCUACAGGUACGACAGGAAAUAAUUCUCACUGGGGGACAAGGAUAGCAUUUGAUUAGAAAAAUGUAUAUUAUCAAAAGAUGAGCCAAUGGGGAUGUGGGUUGCCAUCUCAUAUCACUUUUGGCUUGUGUUCAUUUUUGUGGCUCCCGAGCCACAUUUUGCAAGUCAGAGCGAUAACGGAUGUGCUGCCAAGUCAAUUAGGUGCUGAUGUCUUGCGUCAGUUGUGGCUGUUGCAAAAUAUCCUUGUCUCUCCUCUCUACGUGAAAUCAAAAUCCUAUUCUGAUCAACAAUGACUGGACGAGCCCCAUUCAGGUGGCUUUGUGGGCCCGUCAUGCAGUGUCGUGACGCCUUAUAACUUAAGUGAGAUAUAUUACCUCCUUGUGAAAAUAUGUGGGGCUUAGAAAAGCAUGUGUCAUGGAGGACGUGUCUCUGUGACAGUCUCAUGUCCACGUCCAUCAUGUUUCUCUCUCCCGGCUGUGGCGGCUGUGGCGGCCAUGUUCUAGAGGCAUAUCAAUGGCUAACAGAGAAUGGAGUGACACUUCAAAGGGCAGCGGCCUGGUUUAAGGGACAUUUGCGUGUUCCCGUGUGCUCCAGGACCGAGGGAGGAUCUGACGGGAGUGGGGACUGGACAUUGUCUCCUCUGCUCUCCAGGUUGGAUUGUUUCUUUAAGAUCAAACAUCGAGCCGUGGGAGUGACAGGAGAUAUGAUCUGAAGAACCGGAGAGGAGGAGGGGGAGAGCAAAAAAGAGAAAGAGGAGGAGUAUAUUGUUCCUGCAGUGCCCAAUAGUGAGGCAUGUCAUGUUGUCAUCUCUCUCUCCGUCUCCCCAUCUUCUCACGCCUCCCUACUGCUUGAGGGCAUGAUGAAUUUCCCAUGUUCAGGGAGUGUUUGUGGGGCAGGUUCUGCCAGCACACACCCCAGCAGGGAUCCAGAGCUGCAGCAAGGCUCCCCCUGGACUCCACCCCAGUGUCCCACCUCUGGCCCCACAGGAAUGCUCCUAUACUCCCUUAUGGGUGAGAUCCAUGUGAUGUUAGAGGAGUGUGUGUAUGGAUGGAUGGAAGGGAGCUAGGGUGACAGGUCUCUAAACAUGCCACUUUUGACGUGGAUCCCUUUUUUGAUUGUGCAAUUUAUAUUGUAUGUUGUGAAAGACGGAGCACAUAGAUGGUCUCCAUGGGAACUGUCCCAAGUCCCAUUGAAGACAUGGAAUUUUCCAUCUCUCUCUCUCUCUCUCUCUCUCUCUCUUUCUCUCUCUCUCUCUUCCUACCUCUCUCUCUUUCUACCUCUCUCUCUUUCUCGCUCUUUCUUCCUCAUUUUCUCCUUCUUUCUCUUCUGUGCCAAUGGAGAGAUUACUGUGAGGAACGACUGUGUCAGUGAUCGGACCUAUUCCCAAAGCAACAUUGUGCAAGGCUCCCAGUGCACUUUGUCCUUAAUUGCUUCAAUGAGGCAGUGGAUAUACAUUUACGAGCCUCGUGGAGGAAGAUGUCUUCUUGACGUCUUGUAGAAGGGAGCCUUGCUGCAGAUAACUGGGAUUAGCAGCAGGCCAUUUUGCCAUCCAGGCAAAGAGCGAGUUGAAGAAUUUGUUGCAUCUGAAGAUCUCUGGGAAUUCAAAACCCAUUUUGUGCAACGUUCCCAGCCAUAAAUCAACUAAACUAUCUGGUGAGAAUCCUCCCUGAGAAUCCCCCUCCAAACAUGCUGAGAAGGUGAAGCUGGAGGAGGAGGUUUCUAAGGCUUUGCUAUUUGCAAGAGAGUUGACAAAGGAUCACCUGGGGCCUCAGUAUUUCAUGCAUAGAAGAGAUUGAACUCACCCCCACCUCCACCCCCUCUUCUUGGGAAACUUGCAUAAACCAAGCCUUCUGUUUUCGAGGGAGCGAGAGAAAGAGAGAGGAGAGGUGGAGAGACAAAAAAGCCUCUCAUUUUUAAUGGUUCCUCUCUUUUGAUGGAAAAGUUCAGUUCGAGGCACUCGGUGGGGAUUUGGUCAGGUGGUGGCGGGCCGGGCGGCGCAGGUCGUUUCAGUAUUAAUUAUUAACGCGGGAGGGUCCAUUCAGCACUAUGCAAAUAGUCUAGGGCUCUGCUAGAGCCCGGGAGAAAAGAGACAAAGAGCUGGCCCUACAUUUCAUAUGCACAGGCAUGUAAGGGUCAGCACAGCAGGGGCACUUGAUAGGAAACACCAGCUUCUCCCCGGGGCAGCCUACAGGAUAAUGGUGGAGAAACAAGCUCAUUAAGAGAGAUUAUGGCCUCCUUCUUCCACAGAGACACCAAGCACUCCUUGUCCCCAUGUUUCCCCCCUCCCCCCUGGUCUCUUGUCUCGUUCUCUUUCAAUAGAUAUAAAGAAGGGGUUGGGGAACAAAACAGAUAGGCCUGAACAUGUCUGAUGGUAAUCAGAUCUAUCCUACUACUUUACUAGAGUCAUCUUGAGAGAGACCACGCUGUGGUCAAACAUGUUGAAGAGACCUGCUGUAACAUGCAAGGAGAUGUGGCUUUGACAGAAGUUAGGGUGACCGUGAACCUAAACUAGUGGGUCACGAACACCUGAAGUCCACUCUCAUUAAUAGGCAAGAUGGAGGAACACAAUGGAUCCUUUAGACCCCAUCAGGAUGUCAGUUAGCCUGUUUGGACACUCUUGGCUCCCCUAGCACUUGAUUAGAGUGUAGAAUACAGUGGAAAUAGGUUUCUCCUGUAGGUAGGGAGAGUCAGUGUUUAGGUAUUGCCCUCUUGAAUCUGCCCUCUUGUUUUCUUCCUGAAUGCCUGUUGGAUGGAGAGUUGGAGAGUCCCUUAACUUCUCUAGUGAGAUGUGAUUCAGACUCCACUGGACUGCAUGGCGGAGGUCUUUCAUCUUUAUUACCAGUGUUUGUUGACUGAAAAAGCUUCCGAUUUGAUUAGUCAGAGCAUCCAAUGAAUUACCCUCCUCCUUCUCCUCCAACCAAUGAUCCUCUCUCUCUCUCCGUCCGCUCCAACUCCAUUGAUGUCUGCAGCAUCCAUCCUUGAGGCUGGAGGAAGCUUUCUCACAGUAUGCACACAGGAAUGUGUUACACGGUGUGUCAUAGAAUGGUAUGUCCUGAGGUAGCCUCACUUCACUGUGGUAAUCAACACCUCAUCUGAAGGACUGGGAGCAGUUUGUCCAUACAUCCACCAUAAGGGAAAGGAAUUCAUUUGUAGACGUUGCAGUUGUCCUAGCAAGUCUUUGGUUUGAACCUCUACCUACUUGUAUGUUAUGAGUUAUUUUAUAAGUGGACAGACAUUAACCACAAGGAAUAACAUCUGAGGUUUGGAAGUAAAGUAAAUGUUAGUGGCUGGUGGGUUUUGAGUUUGACCUGAAUGAUGUUCUCAUGACAUGAGAAGUCUCCCUGAGCACAGCUGGGGUUUCUGGGUAAAGAUGCGUCGGUCAGCUGUUUAUCCAAUCUUAUCGGUUGAAUCCUGUCUGGAAACAAAACACAACAACAGAAAGCCAGGGAUGAGGGAUUCUAACUGGCCUCCAAACGAAAGCUGCCAAUUCAUAUUCUUCCAGCUUGGAGGGGUCUGCGUCCUCCCACGCUAGGCCAGAGUGCUGUUGCUCAAGUCUCUGGGUCACGGUGGUGCAACACUGAAGCAAGUUGUUACAGGAUCCAACCGUUAAGGAGGAUUCCUGUUUUUGUUUCUGGCAAAUCACUGUGCCUUUGGGGCUGUGCUGUGGUGACCCAAACUAAUUUCUUCUUUCAGGGUUAAUUGUUUUCAGUUGGAGUAGAUCUGCUAUUAUGGAAUAGGCAAAGUUAUGAAACCUGCUAAGAUAAGAUUGUCAGAUGAAUAUUUCCUAGAAAAGGAACGCUCUCUUUCUAUGCUGCAGUAGUAAGCAUACUGCAAUAAAAGUCAAAGUUCACAGUUGUGAAGCUUGUAGUGCCUGAUCUCUCUAACCCAUGCUAGUUUACAGUCUAACUAAACGUCUGUAAACGUUGUUUUGACUACCUGGUCCACUCCAUUAGUGGUGAGAAACAGCAUAAUACCAGGCCCAAAAUGAUGUUUGUCUAUGACCUUAAUCAAUCAAUAGGGCCCAGGUCCUCAAAAUGGAACCUAGUAAAAAAUACAUAAAUAAGCUUUACAUCUGUAUAGAACACAGGCUCUUGAUUUAUUGCACUAUACUUUUUUUCUUCUUUACUUUUUGGCUGUUACUCAAGUUUAAAUGUGUAUACAGUGCAUCUCACCCACCCAGGAGUUGGCCCUGGUGAGCAUGGCAGGCCAGGCAGGCAGGGUGAGCAGAGUGGAGUGGAGAGAAGGCCUGGGGAUGGAUGCUGUGGAGGGGGGAGGAGAAAGGGCCAUUGAAGGGGGUGAGAGGCCUGAAGGCUGGGCCAGCCAGCCGCUGCUCACAGGGAGCUUUCCAUUGCAGGCGUUCCCACUCAGCUAUAUACACUGUUUAUCCUCUGCAUGAAUAUCAAUGAGGCUAGCCUAAAAUACGACCAUUCUUCCCCACUACUCGCAGCAGCCACCACUGACCCACCAGCCCCAGAGUGGCAGCCUCCGUCGGCUGCACGCGUAUGCCCCUUGUUCUACAACAGACCUGUCUUGUCCUCCGGGGCCAAAAAUCUGCUUGCUGCCCACUGCUCCACUUAGGCCCCUUGCUUAUUGUGUGUGUCCGUGCCCGCGUGUGCACACAUAUAGGCUUACAAUAGGUCCAUGUAGGUCUUAGUCCUUUUUUCACUAUAGAAAGCUCUGCUGUUAAAGUCGUGAUGUAAUGCUCUGGGCUCUCUGCCCUCGUUCCUGUUGGCUGGAGGUUGUCUUUAAUAAAUCGGCCCGUGGCAGUGGCCCAGCAGCUAACACAGGGGUGUAUAAUAAGUUCAUUUAUUUGUCAACACUGAGCCACAACAUGAGAAAGCGCCUGGCUCUGCAUGUUAAAAAGGCUGCUGCAGUAGCUGUCAAAGGACCUAUCUCUUUGAUUUGGAGAGAGAAAAAAGAGAAAAGUAAGACCUCCCCUUCAGAGCCGUCUCUCUCUCACACAGUUUGCUAUUGCUGUUGAAUAUGACAAUAUGUAAAUGCGCCGGCUGUUUCUCUAUGGCCCUGUCCACUACUCGCCCAUAGGUGGUCCGGCUACAGUGCAAAAGCUGUGGGGGGAGAAGGGAGGUGGGAGGGAGGGGGACAUUUUUCUUCUUCCAAAAACUCACAAGGGUCUGGACACAGACUAGAGAGCAAUGUGCAGCAGAGCGUUGUCCCCCAUCACCCCCACCCCUCCCUCCUUGUCGCCUACUCCCCCCCUUGUCCCUACUGUCCCCAGCCCCACAGUCACCCGCUCCACUACUCUUUGUACAGCCGUCGGAUUGAAUUGGUAUCAGUGGAGAGGGUCUGUUGCCGGGUCUCUCAAUUGGGUGAGAUGAGGUGAUGAUUUCAGACAAUGGCGCCACACUCACCUGCCUUUCCUCUCUCAGGCCUGCCACUGGCUGCACUCAAUUAAUAUGCAGAAAAAAUAGGAGCUCCGCUAGUACAAAUCACUGGCUGUUGUAGCAACAAAGAGCUGGGCAUGUGUGCCAUUCAGUCACCCCAACCAGCUUGUUUCUGGAAAGAGAGAUAGACAGUGGAGCGAUAGAAAGAGGGAAUUGAAACUUGGGGGGGGGGGGGGGGGGGGGGGGGGACAGACUUAAAGGAGUAUAAUUAUUUUUUUCUCCCUUCCUGGUCUCCUGGCCCGUUCACAAGCUGUCUUAUUUGCAUUAUGAAUGACAGUGAGGGGAGCUAACAAGGUUAUUGGUCUUUGAGACGCACGCCUGCGACCACACGUGGAAAAAGGACCUACAGCAGUGAGCAUUGGCAAAGGGACUGUGGCUCUUUAUUCCACCCUUUCUAAGCGCUAUGGGGCUUUUUUCAGCCAGCACACGGUUUACUCAGGAGCUGGAAGAAAAGGGGCCGGACCAGGGAAGGUGACUGGCGCAGAAGGGUGGAGGAGCAGGGGGGUUUGGGGUUUGCUUUCAGCUCUUUUACAACCUCAUUACACAGGGCCCUGGUCAUUAGUGGGAGCCAGAGCUAAAGAGGAUUAUUUAUGACUGCCAGAUUAGCCAAUCAAAUUGUCUCUAGGGGGAGUGUCUGUCUGUACCCCUAUUGUGUCCCUUGAAGAAAAUUAUUCACGUCUCACUCAUUAAAUGCAUUAAAUGUAGUGGCAUUUGAUGACUCACCUGUAGUGUGUGUGUGGUGUGUAUCUCUGGAAGUGGGGAUCAGUGUAAAGGUGUUUGAACUGGGGAUAUGGAUCUCUAAAAUUGACAUGUUUUAUAGAUUUACUGCUGGGUACCCUUUUUAAAUCAGUUUUACCUCUAUAGAACUGUUUUUGAGCAGAUGGACAAAUGCUUCCUCCAUUACAGCCAUGUAGCCUUAGAAUAAUCAGCAUGUUUUUUGUCCUCCAACAGACUUCAACUUCGCAAUGUACCCCCCAUCCAUGAUCGCCACAGGCAGUGUGGGAGCGGCUAUCUGUGGCCUCCAGUUGGACUCGGGUGACCAGUCACAGUGGGGGGACAGUCUCACAGACCUGCUGGCCAAAAUCACCAACACUGAAGUGGUGAGUGACCUGUGUUUCUGUCCAAAUCUGAUUUGAGAGAAUGUUUUUUUUCGAGUUAUCUUCUCAGCCUAAUCAGUAUGAGUAAGAGCAGAGGUUGACGUCUACUCACGGACUCUUUCUCAGAAGCAUUAUUCAGUUGGGUAUAUCUGAGGACCUACACUUACAGUAAAGUUUAUUUGAAAUAUAUGAGUCAAGGCCUAUAUGUGAGUCAAAGUUGAACCACCACUAAGUCUUUGAUCUCUUCAGCCAAUCAGCAUCUCCUGCAAAACCAGCCCAUACAGAAAUACCUCAACCACUGAUUACGAUUGAUAGACAGCCUUUGACUGGGUCUGUAAAUCUAGACGUAGCUCACGUUCCACCUAAUUCAUCCCAAAAGGUCACAUGUCACGUCUGCAUGGAGUUGCUAUGCAAAGGUGGUGAGAUGUCAUCCUGUGAUUUCCCCCUUCAAUCCAGGUUAGUUUCUGACAGCCCAGGCAGCAGCACACGGCCUUGCAGGUCCCUGACAUAAAAGAGCUGUUAAUCCACGCAAACUGGGGAAGCAGAGCCAGGCCAGGCCGCCCUAUGUGUGGCUCUGGGGGUAGAGCAGCACUGUGGCGGGGUGGUGGUGGAGGGGUGCUCAGUCCAAACACAGGCAGGCAGGCAGACUGGGCCUCAGCUGGCUCCUGCGCCUAGCUUUCGUCAGGAGAGCGGGGGGAGCUAGCUGGGUUAGCUGCAGGGGUGGGGAUGGGGGAAGGGACUGCAGGAUGGGGGUAGGUGAGGGAGGGCGGGUGUACGGGGCAGACUCCCUGAUGGCAAGCUCUAACCUCGUCUGUCAGUAGCAUCCUAACAUUCCUGGGUCAUGUGUUGUGGGCAUUCCUCCUCCUGUGAGGCCGGACUGAGUGACCUGAGGGCUGCCUGCUUUGUCCUGACUGGGGGCCUGUAAGGCCAGUCCACCCUGCUGUGGCUUGGGGGGAGAGGAGACCUGGGGGCAUGAGGGUGGGGGGCCGAGUCUGCCUGAGCUGCAUGGGCCUCUGUUCUGGCUGGCCCUCUCCUGCUAAACUGACUGCCAGACAGAGCAAGAGACAGACUCUGAGCUUCACAAGGCCUGUCCCGCUGUGGGAGAGUCCCGCUGUGGGAGAGGAGGAUAGGAGGGGAGAAAGCAGUUGAAGUGUGAAAAGGGACACCAGGGAAGCAUGGCCAGUGUCCCGCCUCACUUGCGAUGAUUACCCCCUCUCUCUCAUGCCCAAUAAUGCAUCUCUGCUGGAGAGGCUCCCUCCCCACUGUGUGCUGUGUGAAGUCUUGCUCCGUAGCCGAGGAAAAACAAAUAGCUGGCCUGAGCAGCACAGGCCCUCGUGUGUGUGUUGGGACCCAGGGGUGUGAGGUCUGAGGCAAGGGAGUUGACUGCUGGCUCCAUGAUCCUCACAUUCCUGGAUACAGACAGGCCAUGGAUUCAGAAAACACCAGAGCAGGGCCGCCCUUGUGAUGCAACGUAUACCACGAGUCUGAGGAGUUUUAGCACAACGCUGCUACAGUAGACUAGUCUGCCAGAAAAGCAUUUUUGGAAAGAAGAUGCUUGACGAUUACUUAGCACUGCUCUGUCUAUGGUCUCGCUAUAACAGCAGAAGAGGAGUUGGUGAUUGCGGGCUGUGUCAUUUCACUCUUACCCCACCUUUUCCAAGCUCAAUCACUUAAUGCUUCAAUCCUAAUGGCUACCACCUCCUCAAUUAUCAAUUUGAACGCUUCAAUCAUAAUGGCUACCACUACCACAAUUAUCAAUUUGAACACAGUCAUCAGUGUGGUAUGAAACGGAGGAUAAAAGUAUACACACAUUUGGUUUGGCGUGCUGGCUGGGGAGAUGGCACGGAGCUGGGAUGGAGAUGGCCAGGCAAAAUAUGAAGUAAAGCCUGGCUGCCGAUGCCAACACCACCCCCUGGCACCCCACAGUCAUCUGUGGUAUCCAGAGCCUGUGGUUUUCAGAGUGGACAUGCGAUGGGGCCAAGUCACCGUCUCGCGCCGCCUGCCGCCGCCCAGAGGAAUUUGAGUAUAGCCUUAGAUACACCUGGUGUGGCACAGAAAGCAGCCUGUCAGGCACAGCAGCCGGUUGGUGAGCCUUCACGCCAAGCCAUGAUGGGCAAGAGGCUGGCGGGGAGGAAGAAUGAAAACUGUGUUUCUAGGAGGUUUCGAUUUGUUGUGAUUCCUGUAAGACCUGAGGGAUUCUCUGUUGCUGGGGUUUUGCUGACAGAUCUACGCUGCUACCGUCGGCCAUUUGGUGCGUCUGUUUUGAUUCUCAACAUCCAAGAAGCCAAAAGCAUUGCUAGCGAAAGGUAGGACUAUAGAAACUGGUUUGACAGAAAACGUACUGUAACUCAGUUCAUCUGAAACUUCCAUUGAAGCUCAAAGCACAGAAGGUCCUUCUCUGUUCUAGCACACAGCAGGCUGAGACAGGAAGAGAGGAAGGGGGAGAUGGAGGGGCUAGAAUACUGUUUCCUCGUUUUUGUCUGCUUUUCUUGGCAAGCAUCCACUCUCACUCUCUCCCAUUCAUCUUUUCUCUCAGAGUAGCUCACCAGGACACAGGAAACACACACACACCCCUGUCCUCCACAGCCCUUUCAUUCUUUCCCUGACCCUCUCUCCCCCUUUUCUUCCCUUCCUGCGCCCCUCCACUCAUCAUCCACCCCUCCUGACUCACAUUGAGAUCUUCUCUUAGCCAAAGUUGUUUCUAAUUUAAUCUGGUAUUGUAUUAUAUUGAACAACGAUGUGUCUAUGAAUGUGAAAUAUAGCCAAAGGGAAUGGGAUAGCAACUUGUGAUGCUCAAACAUGACAUUGCUCAACAUGGGGUCAUGGGUCAUGGGUUAUGGGUUCUACAUCGGGUCAUGGGUUGGGCUGACCGCCUCCAGGGUAUGGCAUGACACCCCUCCUAAACACACACACACAAACACACACCAUGCUGUCUCAACCGCUGUCUCUGCACAGAGUAGCACUGCCUAGUCUGGUACAGUAGUUAAGAAAUUCCAUGGUUUCACAGAUUUCUUCCUCUGGUUUUGGCUGUUUGCUCGACUUCCUCCUUUGGGCUCUGUGACGUCACAAUGGAUGCAUAUGGAUAACCCGAGCAGCGUGGUUCCUCCUCACAUUGUUGUUUGAUUUGUCUGUCAAAAUCAUCUUAAUACAUAUGGAUGUCUUUGGGUGGAGUUCAGUUUCAGGUUUUAAUGUCACAUGCACUAGUAGAGUGAAAUGCCUUUCUUGCUAGCUCUAAACCCAACAAUAAAGUCAACAAUACCAAUGUAAUACUAAGAAUAACAAGGUAGAACAAAAACACACAAUAAAUAAAAAUAAGAAGAACACGAGAAGUAAGCAUACUAUAUACAGGGUCAGUUCCAGGGUCAGUUCCAGGUUCAGUUCCAGUACCAUAUUUACAAUGUGCAGGGAUACUGGAGUGAUAGAGGUAGAUACUGUAUAUAUUGGGGUAAGGUGACUAGGCAUCAGGAGAUAUGAUAAACAGAGUAGCAGCAGCGCAUAUGAUGAUUGUGAGUGGGUGUGCGUAUGUGUAGAGUCAGUAUAAAUGUGUGUGCAUGUAAUGUGUGUGUGAGCAAAUGAAGUGAGUGUGUGUGCGUGCGUGCGUGUGUCAGUGUGUGUGAGUGUGUAGAGUCCUGUGAGUGUGCAUAGAGACAGUGCAAAAAUCGAAUACAAGGGUCAACUCAGAUGUAGCUACAUGUAGCCAUUUUGUUAGCGAUUUAGCAGUCUUAUGGCUUGGGGAUAGAAGCUGUUUAGGAGCCUGUUGGUGUCAGACUUGACUUAAGGGGUGGGAGUGGGGGAAUGGGGACAAAAUUCCUACUUUGUUCCCAGUGUAUUCCCAGCGCUGCCUUCCUUUGUAUCUAAAUACCUAAAAACCUAUCUGAAAACAAUAUUGGUGUUUCCAGUAGUCACACAUUGAAGCCAUUAAAGGUUCUCAAAUUAAGCCUGCGGGCCUUGGCAUUGGGUCCGAUCUGCAGCUUUAAAGAGCAUCAGAGAGGGGAAUGUCUUUUAAGAAGUAAAGGCCUGCAUUCUUGCGGUAAAACACGGGCAGUUCCUUUACAUGUUUUGUGCUUUAGUACAUUUUCUCUGAGCAUUUUUUUUAUUUUUACAACUAAUGAAGCACAUGUUGGUGGGAAGUUGGGGACCUCUGGAGCAGAUUAUGGGGACGCUGGGCCCACUAACCCUAGCCCUGUCCCCAUCCAGGUCCACUAUAGGUCGAAAAUAGAAGAAAUGUAUUGAGUCUUAACUGUUAUUUAGGUAUUUAGGUAAGCCCAUUGAUCUGAUACAUUUGCCUUGUCCUCAAUUGGGCCCAAAUACAGAAUUCUAAUUAUUUUUUGAGUAAUUAAUGAAUUAUUUACAAAGUAAUUCAAUAUGCUCACUUAAUCUAGCCUAAGUAGUGUAUUAUAGAUUUAGCAUUCGUUAGCUUAAGGCUUUUCCUGGAGAUUUUGGCAUUGUGACCUUUGACACGGUGACCUUUCGUCACUCAGCCGUAUUCAACUCCUGAGGAGCAAUUCCCAUGUGAUAGGCCUCUGUUCUCAUUUCACCAAGGCAGCAGGCAACACUUGCCCAGGCCCAGAAGCCAUAACACAGGUUCAAACUGUGGCCCAUCAGGUUUAAAUUACCUGUAAAUGUCAAAGGAAUGUUCCCCUCUCCACAAGCUUCUGGCCAUGGGGCUCUCUCAGGAAUAUUUCCCACAGCCACCCCUGUGCUUAAAGGCCCAGUGCAGUCAAAAUGCAGUUUUGCCUGUGUUUUGUAUCAUAUUGUACAACAGCUGAUGAAAAGUGUGAAAACAUUUGAUCAGUGUUUUUUCCUGAUAGUUGCUGUAUGAAAAUACAAUCUACACAUGACCUUCUAAUCAGCAAGUUUUGCAUGGGUAGGGUUUUGGCUUGCCUGGUGAUAUCACCAGGCGCUAUGUUAGUUAAUAAACCAAUAACAAAUAGUUCCAAAUCUCUCUGCCAAUAACAGAUAGGUUCAGUUUUCCUCUCACCCAGACAGUCUUAGCAAAAUGUUAGCUUUUUAAAAAUUAUGUUUGACAAUUUGAAUGGAAAACUAUUACAGUAAGGUACUUAAUUACCUAGCAAUGAUUUGAUAUUGACAUAAAAACAGGUGCAUUGGGCCUUUAAAACCAACAGAGGACAAGGGGAGGGAUGGCUGAGGGUGCAUUACUGUUUUAAACCACCAGAGGGCAGCAGUGUCAUAGACUGCAAGCCAUAAGCGUAGUUAUUACAGGGCACUCUUAUGUUAAUAGUCAGAUCAGAACUCUUCCUCUCUAAUACUUCCAACCUGAGAGCUGAACCUUGGGGCCACAGCAGGCUGAUGGGGGGCUCAGGGCUGUUGAGAGGGUGCUUUCUCUGGAGGAUUCUCAGGUUCUGCCGGCUCUCUUUGAUGCUGAAACCGAUCUGCCUGGCUCUCAGGUGGCCCCCUGCAGGCAGAGACUGGCUCUCGUUAAAAAAAGCACCACCUUUGUGUUCCCACAGGACGUGGAUGUAAUUAACAUAGCUUAGCUUCAGUACUGGGGCCUAUACCUGUGUUUUCACCGUUGUCAAGGCUACUGGUGUGUUGUGUGUGUGUGUGGGAUGAAUAGGGGGAUGGGGGAGGCGUUCAGUGCUGGGCCAUAGUGGGCUGAGGUAAUGCUUGGCCUGGUCCUCUUCUCCGCUCAGACUUAGCUGUCUGUGGGGGCGGCAGGCAGGGUAGCGGUCAUCCAGUCAGGAGACUGAAGGUCUGUGUCAGUAUCACUUCUGUUCUGUCAGGGCUGGGGCUGUGGAUUAUGGAAAGGAUAAGUAACCUUAUAAAAUAACAGGCAGAUAAGUGGCUGUGACACUAUAUAUUGAUCCAGUAAUCUACAAAAUAUUCCAAUGUUUGCUUUGGCUAUAAUUUGGAAGGUUAUUGUAUUUGUGGAAUGAUAUGUUUGUGUGUGUGUAUGUGCAUGCACAUGUGUGUCUGUCUGAGUCUGACUGUAUUUGCAUAUCCAUGUGUACUGUGCACUGUUCCUAUAUUGACGGACAUGUCUGUUUGGUUGUGUGUUGCAGGACUGUCUGAAGGAGUGUCAGGAGCAGAUAGAGAGGGUCUUGGUGAGCAGCCUGCGUGAAGGGCAGCAACAGCAGCAGCAGCAGCAGGUCCAGCGUGGCCCCAGCAGUAAGACCAUGGACGAGCUGGAUCAGUCCAGCACCCCAACGGAUGUUCGCGACAUCAACUUGUGAGCCUGCAAAGAGCAGUAGCGCAUCCGGAAUACGCAUCAAAUCAACAUAAAAAACGACAAAAAACUAAAACGACAAAAAACAAACUACCCCUUAAAAAAAGUGCUUGCUAAUUUUUGUGGAUAUUUUUUUAAUUUUGUAAUAUAAAAACAUGUGCCCAUGUAUUGUACGAAAUGAAAGCUAUUUUUAGAUAUAAAAUGGAUAUAAGGACGCUCUGUGGUGCUUCAGAUAAACAGAAGGCAAGCCAAUUAUAUGUUGCGUUCUGUUUUUGAUUGUAUAGUCAUAAUAAAGUUAUAUCGAAUAAGAAAACAAUAGCUUAAUAAGGCAUAAAAAAAGGUGUGGGGAGACCAUUCGAGGCUUGCAUAUAUGGGAUCACAAUCGGGGCAAGGUUUUUCUGUUUUGUUUUGUUCAUUAUUUUGGUUCAUGUUGGUCUGCCUGAGAUAGGAGCCCAAUAAGGGCUCCGCUGACCGUGAAUGGCAGGUCUCAACGUGGCAUGGUUUGGCUGUGUGUUGGUGACGAGGGGAGCAUUUUGCAGGAAUUGCAGAGUGUUGUACUAAGAAAGAGACAAGUAGGGUCCAGGGAACAGCCAAGUAUAUAAUAGUGAAUUAUUAUUAUUAUUAUUAUUAUUAUUAAGAAACUUAUUUGUGAAUACAGAGUAAUAGACGUCAAUAAGCUCUUUUUGUCAGGCUGAUUGUUUGUGUGUGUGUGUGUGUGUGUGUGUGUGUGUGUGAGUGUGUGUGUGUGUGUGUGUGUGUGUGUGCGCAUGCAUCUGUGUGUUUGUGA